Chaetura pelagica (chimney swift) is the source of this 3300-nucleotide messenger RNA. RefSeq names its product HEAT repeat containing 6 (gene HEATR6). The transcript has 19 exons. NCBI's taxonomy places the organism in Eukaryota, Metazoa, Chordata, Aves, Apodiformes, Apodidae. The record is from RefSeq and is a predicted model, not a curated record. Bases 109 to 3300 code for a protein of 1063 amino acids.
GUUUGUGCUCUGCUUGUCCAAGCCUGUCAGCUGGUUCACCUUGAUCAGGAACACCUUGUCAUCAAAGUUUGUCAGCUUAUUCAUCAUCUACUUAACAGAUUUCAGGUGAUGGUUGAUGAACAGAACUUGAAUUUUCUUUUUUCCUACUGCAUCUCUGCUCUUAAGCAGUGCAGCUCUUGGACACAUGUUGAAAUCCUGCAAGCCUUAGCAGCUCUUGUUUACAAUAAUGGACCUAAAUGUCAGCAGCAUCUCCCAGAUUUGCUGGGCAGGACGGGGCUGUUGGUGCAGCUGAGUGAUGCUGCUCAGCCCGACGCGGAGCUGCGGCGGGCGGCGCUGCGCGCCAUGGCCAACCUCUGCCUCAGUGUGCCUGGGCAGCCAUACUUGGAUGAGUCCUACAGAAGUAUCUGUUUUCAAACUUUUCUAAGUGUUCUGCAGUCGUCAAAGACCUCUGACAUAGAUGACAUCACUUUUUGCAUGCUGCUGCAGAGUGCACUGAAAGGUAUCCAGUCACUUCUAAAUGGUGGGAAAAUGAAACUAAUGCAGACUGACCAAAUUGGACCUCUUUUUGCAGUAUUAAAGAAAUGUAUGUUUCAUGGACUGCCAGGACUGAGCAUAGAAGUGCCCGCAGCCCUGUACCCGGCCCCGCUCCCGCAGUACGACAAAAGGUCACCUGUCAAACAGGAACAAUCAGAAACUACCACCUUUAAGCAGACAGGGAACCGAAGAAAAAAGUCCAAAGGGAGACAAAAGAAGGGAGAGUUGGGAGAAGAAGGAAAAGAAGAUCUGGGUGAUGCAGGAAAAGAAUCAAUCCUUCCAUCUAACCUGCUGAAAUUGCACCUGGGGGAGGUGCAGAAAAGUCCUUGCUCAGAUCCUCGGAGUCGUGCAUCGGAUGUUGCUCCCAUGCCUGCUGGGAAGGAUCAUUUGUCUUCACAUCACACGAGUUGGAAAAGAAUCAGCAGCAGUGAGUCAGAAUAUUCUGAUGCUGAAGGUGGAAUGCAGAGCAAAACGAGAUCUUACCAAGCCAAUGUUCGUCAAGGGGCUCUUGCCUGUUUCCUCUCUGCUAUAAAAUCAAUAGAAAAAAGAGUUCUUUAUGGCUACUGGUCAGCAUUUGUCCCUGAUGCUCCUGGUAUUGGCAGCCCCCAGUCUGUGUCCUUGAUGACUAUUGCUUUGAAGGACCCUUCUCCAAAGACCCGUGCCUGUGCUCUUCAAGUUCUCUCAGCCAUUCUGGAAGGUUCCAAACAGUUUCUUUCUGUUGCUGAAGAUGCCAGUGAUCACAAGAGGGCUUUUAUUCCCUUCUCUGUAACUAUUGCUUCCAGCAUCCGGGAGCUGCACCGCUGCCUGCUGCUCGCCCUGGUGGCAGAGUCCUCCUCUCAAACCCUGACACAAAUAAUCAAGUGCCUUGCAAAUUUGGUUUCCAAUGCACCCUACAGCCGCUUGAAACCUGGGUUGCUGACAAGAGUUUGGAACCAGAUAAAGCCAUACAUUUGUCAUAAAGAUGUUAAUGUUAGAGUCUCCAGUCUGACCUUAUUAGGAGCUAUAAUAUCUGUCCAAGCACCUUUACCAGAGGUGCAGUUACUUUUGCAACAGCCCAGUUCUUCAGGGCUAAAUAAUAGUGGUAGCUCAACGCCUCACCGUUCUAACCCCUGUGAGCAGGGGAGGAAAGCCCUGCUAGCAGCAGGGGAGCCUCCAGAGCACCCAGCAGGAUCUGCAGCUCCAGAGCCCUGCUGGCUUCUCCGUCUCUGCGUUUCCAUCACUGUUCUGCCCAGAGAGGAUUCCUGUUCUGACGGCGACGUGAACUUCCCGUCGUUGUCCAGCGUUUAUGAGCCCUGUCCCCUUCGCCUGGAAUCCUUACAGGUGUUGGCUCUUCUUGUGAAAGGUUAUUUCUCUAUGGCUCAGAGCUAUUUCCUAGAGCUUGGAGAAGUGGCUUGUAGAUGCAUGGAAGAAAUGGAUCCAUCCAUUCAGCUUCAUGGAGCCAAACUUCUGGAGGAGCUGGGCACAGGAGUGCUGCAGCAGUACAAACCUGAUUCACCAGUUGCUCCUGAUCAGAGGGUACCAGUCAGUGUGGUGGUAACUUUCUGGACAAUGAUGUUAAAUGGCCCUUUACCUGGAACCCUCCAGAACUCCCCACACGCGACUCUGCAGACGAGUGCCUGUGAUGCCCUGUCCUCUAUCUUGCCAGAAGCUUUCAGCAGCCUGCAGAACGACCAGCAGAUCCUGUGUGUCACUCUGCUACUUGGCCUGAACCACAGUGAGAACCCACUGGUAAAAGCUGCUGCUGCCCGUGCCCUUGGAGUCUACAUCCUCUUCUCUUGCCUUCGGCAGGAUGUGAUGUUUGUGGCAGACACAGCAAAUGCCAUCCUGACCUCCCUCCAUGACAAGUCUCCCAACGUCCGUGCCAAAGCAGCUUGGUCCCUGGGCAACCUCACAGACACUCUGAUCAUCAACAUGGAAACAAUGGGACAAAGUUUCCAAGAGGAAUUUUCUGAUGUUCUGCUGUUGAAAAUGUUACGGUCUGCGACAGAAGCAUCCAAGGACAGAGACAAGGUGAAGAGCAACGCGGUCCGUGCCCUUGGGAAUGUGCUGCAUUUCCUUCAGCCAUAUCACAUAGCAAACCCCAGGUUCAGGGAAGCUAUUGAGGAGUCUCUUCAGGCCCUGAUUUCCACUGUUCAGAGCGAGGCCACGAUGAAGGUGCGCUGGAACGCCUGCUACGCGCUGGGGAACGUGUUCAAGAACCCUGCCUUGCCACUCGGAGAAGCACCUUGGUCCACACAAGCAUACAGUGCCCUUUCCUCAGUAGUGAAGUCCUGCAAGAAUUUUAAAGUCAGAAUCAAAUCAGCCAUGGCCCUCUCCAUCCCCAGCAGGAGGGAAUGCUAUGGCUCCACUGAGCAGUUCUGCCAGAUCUGGGGUGCCCUGGUGGUGGCCUUGCAGAAGAGUGAAGACACAGAGGACUUUCUGGAAUUCAAGUACAGUGCCAGCCUCCGGACACAGAUCUGCCAGGCUCUGCUGCAUUUGUUAAGUCUGGCAAAGAGCACAGACCUGCCAGGCAUCUGGGAAAGCAUCAGAGAAAAUGGGGAUUUGAUCAAAUCCUACAUCUUGCAAUAUCUGAAAUCUGGAGCGGAGGAAAGCGAAGCAGGAACGCACACGGACUUCUGGGAGAGGGAGAGAGCAUUGGAAGGAGCUAUUGAACAUCUUGGUGGGAUAGAGAAACAGCUGAAGGGCAAAGCUAGGGCAAGAGUGUCUGGUUAUCUGGAGGAUGUCUUGGCAAACCAUGCCAAUGCCACUGAACUAACAGAGGCGUAG